AUGUCCUCUCCCCAACCUCCUUCCACUCCCAAAAGCUCUCGACCGACGAUAACCACUCCUCAUCGCCGGUCGAAUUCAGCUUCUUAUGCUUCUCCUAUAGAUAUCAAGCCCAAGUCUCCCGCCGCUCGCAGGAUGAGCAUGACAUCCACUUCUCAAUCUGCUUCUCUUACACCUCAGACAUUCGCAGAGAAGAUACUUGCGAAUGAGCAAGUUGUGCUCGGCGGUAUCGUUAGUUCUUUGAUGCUAUGCGGUAUAUUAUACUCCCUCAUUCGAUCGACAUCCCUUAACACGUCAGAGAUACAUCAUCAUUCCCUUCCUCAUCGAGCGGCCUAUUUUGCGCGAAAAUCAAAUAUCCUAAAUGUCGUUUUUGUCAAGCGAGCUUGGGGUUGGACUUCCCUCUUAUACCUCUUACAUCUUUUCACCUCUCCUCCAACGACCUCUUCGAAUGAUGCUGGUUCUUACUCAAGAACAAGAAGAUUCGGGGUGUGGAUAUUGGCUACCGCGGCUUGGUUGUUGUUUACAAGCUGGUUCUUUGGUGCAGGUUUAGGAGAUAGGGUUAUCGCUUUAACUGGUGGAAACUGUGCUGUUCCUUUACCAGCUGGAGUAGAUAUGAAAUCUGUUGGAGAAAUCUUCCCCAGCUUGUUCACCGCUGGACCUGAAAUCCCUGGAACAACAAGUCAAGUAAAUAAGAUAUACGUUCCACUUCCUCAAGAUUUUUGUACGGGAAAACCAUUAACACCUUCAACUUUCCCUCAAUUAUUUUCACUCAUCCCUUCGUCAGCAAAUAUCCAUGCUACAUCAGAUCAUGAUCCUCUUCACGCCUUACCCCGACCUAGAUGGCACAGGGGUUUCGAUAUCUCAGGUCACGCAUUUCUCCUCACUUUGAGCAUCAUGGUAUUAGGAAGAGAAUUAGCUGAAACUUGGAAAUCAUGGGCUGUCAAACCAGGUAAAAUCAACAGAACAUUGUUCAGAGAUACAGGUUCGAUCAAUACAGCACAUUGGUGGAUAAGCGUAUCAGCCACGGUGUUGGUUGGCAUUUGGGCUUGGAUGAUUUUGAUGACCGGAAUUUACUUUCAUAAUCCACCAGAAAAAUUAUCAGGGAUUGUCCUUGGUCUAUCCACGUCAUACUUGAUCAACGUCUUGAUACCUCCUCCAUCAUCUCAAUCAGCUUUUAAUCCAAUUUCAGCACCCAAUGCGGCGUUUUCACGUCCUACUGCAGGACUUGGAAGUAUGUUCGAUGAGAACGCAGCAAGAAGAGGUGGAGUCGUAGAUGAUGGUGUGAUACAUGAAGACGCUGAAGAAUCGUCAGGUGAUGAUCUGAUCGAUAGGGGAAAGACAAUGGGAAAGAGACAGAAAGCUGAUUAA
Messenger RNA from Kwoniella shivajii, 1365 nucleotides. RefSeq lists its product as uncharacterized. Gene Ontology annotation, biological process: lipid storage; lipid droplet organization; phospholipid biosynthetic process. Bases 1 to 1365 code for a protein of 454 amino acids. The transcript has 3 exons. Gene Ontology annotation, cellular component: endoplasmic reticulum membrane. Lineage: Eukaryota; Fungi; Basidiomycota; Tremellomycetes; Tremellales; Cryptococcaceae. The record is from RefSeq and is a predicted model, not a curated record. Gene Ontology annotation, molecular function: coenzyme A diphosphatase activity.